AUGGCAACCGUCGAAGACUUCAACGCAAAACCGAUGGAAGAUUUUUCGAACGACGACCACCAUUUGCUCUCGCUGCUGACUCGGAAAUCCGAAAGAUUCCAAGAGAUUAAAAAAUUCCACGACGUUCAAAACGUAAGAACGGGGCUUUUGAAAAUCAUUUGUAAUCAUUUAUUUAUAAGUCUGUCGGGAAAAUAAUGGGAAAAAGUUCCUUAUUUUGGCCACAACAAAGGUACUCCGCAAACUGCGCCCAAGCUUGGGGCACUAAAGUUAGGAAAAAACGCUUCGACCUAGCUGGCACUGAAUUACUAUAAUAGCUUUAUAGUUUUAAGGGUACCUACGAAGGCUGUGACGACUCAUUUAGUUCCAUACGGAGGCAAUAAGUUUAGUUCCGGACAUGUUUCAUCGUAUAAAGUGUAAAAUCACAGGCUGCAGGCGUUUUUGAAGGGUAAGGUGGUACGUAAAAAAGAAGGUACCUCACUAACCAAAUCCACUGUCCGGGUAUUGACAACGAUGAAUUGAGCGUGCACGCUAAAUUUGGGCUAAUUCCGACCAGUUUCCGCAAAGUUAUAAGUUGUGGCCAAAAUAAGGAACUUUUACCAAAUAAUGAGCACAUUGUCUCUGCGCCGAUCGCAUCGCUGAAGUGGAAAAAUUUUUUAUUUUUCCUUGACACAAUUCAUUUUCUCGGCCGCGAUGCGAUUUUCGAUGCGACAUAAUGCUCAUUAUUUUCCCGACAGACUGAUGCAAUAGCGAAAAUUCAAUUGACAAGGGAAGUACUUGAAGUGUGACGCUCAGAUUUUGAUGAAACUUGGCACAAAUUUAGAAUAAUUUUUUCUAAGAUAUAUGCGGGAAUCCUAGCUCGCGCUUUGCAGAAACAACCGAGAUUUUUAGAUCGAAAGUCGGCGAAAAUUUGGGACUUUUUGCCGAAUUUCGGCACGAAAAGUUUCAUGCCUAUUUCAACCGUAAAGAAUAAUGUUUCUACAAAAAAUCAAAUUUUUCCGCACGAAACUGCCAAAGUUAUGGCCAAAAAGCGGUUUUCUCUCUGACCGCUCUCCACGUUGAGCGUGCUCUCUCGGCGGCAAAAAACGUUCAAUAUCUCGGCGGCGCCCGCAAAGCGCGAGCUAAAACUUUCAGGAAUUGAUAUUUAGUCCAUACCCGAUGUGUGUGCAAAAUUUAAAGAAAAUCUGAGCGUCACACUUGAAGUACUUCCCCUGUGAAUAAAUAAAAUUUUCAGAUCUCCAAAACAAUGCUCGCGGACGAUGACAGCUUUAUGUCAGUGGUCUACAAAGUCGAGGUGACCUUCAAAAACGGGCAACGAACCGAUUACUGUCUCAAAGUCCCGACCUGUGAGAAAAUCGAAAAAGUCGCGGUGAGGAUUUGCAAAUUAAGUACUCUUUUUUUUACGCUAAGGGUUUCAUGCAAGCCGGCGCAAAUUUAGAUCGCACUUUGCCAAGACAUAUACGAGGCGUCCAUUUUGAGCUUUGCAGAAAAAACAGAGAUUUUUAGGUCGAAAGUUGGAAAAAUAUGACACUUUUUUUGUGAAUUUUAGCAUAAGAAUUUCUAUUACUUCUUCUAUACUAAUGCUUCCACAAAAAAAAAGAAUUCUUUCCACGUGAAACUGGCCAAGAUAUGGCCAAAAAUUGUUUUUAUCCUUGAUCGAUAUCCGCUCACUCUCUCGGCCGCAAAGAUUGUAGAAUAUCUCGGUUGCCCCUGCAAAACGAGAGCUAAAAUUUUCAGGAAUUGAUAUUUGGCCAAAAUUGUGUGAAAAAUUUUGAAAAAAUCUGAGCGUCGGACUUCGAACCCUUCCCUGAUUUAAAUGACGUCUCAAAGAAGCUUGCCCUCUGGAUCGAUCUGCCUGUCGGGAAAAUAAUGAGCACUCUGUCGCAUCGAAAAUCGCAUCGCCGCUGAGAAAAUGAAUGGUGUCGCGGAGAAAUCAAAUUGCUUUUUAUUUCAGCGACGCUGAGCUCAUUAUUUUCCCGACAGACUGAUAUAUAUGGCAAAUCCCUCUACAACGAGAAAAUUCAGCUUCUGCAAAAUAAAAUUGACCCUGUUCGCUUUUUUCCGCAUAAAACCUCUCGUUUGUCUGGUUGUGAUUGUUUUAAGAUGAUUUUGGACCCAUUGAUCUGGCCAGGUGUCGGAGCGCGACAAAAACGGCCACGCUAAAGUGCGUCUGUUACAACGGGGGGCUUCUUCUUCUCUCCAAUUGUCUCCGUCCUUCCUUCGCAUUUUUCGCCGACAAUUACUGUAUUCGAUCCUGGUUUUUGGUUAUUAAUCGUUAUAAGAAUUGGCCGUGGCUCAUUGUAGAUUUAUUGGAAUUUUCUAUAAUUCAGAUUUUAAGCCGGUGGACAUUUUAUACGAUUAAAAAAAUUUCAUCGUAUAAAAUGUCUCCUUAUUCAAAAAAUUAUAUCAACCUUUAAUGUCGUAUUUUACGCUGCUUUGGUUUAGUUCGACAAAAAAUUAAGUGACGUAGACGAUAAAACACGUUCCAUCGUAUAAAAUGUCACUUUUCUCCAUUUUAAUGUUAAAAACGGCUAACAUUUUAUCAAAAAAAAUUAAAUGGCGAUUGAUAUAUGUUCCUCGCACUUUGUCGUCUUGUACAACAACUGUCGACAUUUUAUACGACAAAACAUGUUCGAUCGUAUAAAAUGUCACUUUCCCCUAAAAUCUCUAAAUUCAUAAACCAAGUCUAUCCACAACCUCUCUUAUCCAAUUACGUUUGUUUAUAAUUUCAGGAGGUCAACUUCUUUCCAAUCCUCUCCAUUAUCCACAACAAAGAAUGCGAUUUCUACGAAAGCUCCCAAAAAAUCGACGGUCUCCGGCUGCCCGAGGUGUUUUCGCUGAAAAGAUUGACGGACGAGGACCGCAAUGCCUAUGUUUUGAUGGAAUUCCUACAUGGUCGGUGUGUGCCCGUCGAGGAGUCGCUGAAUUUGGAGCAAAUAAAAGAUGUCGCAGAACAAGUUGCGUUAAUUUUGAACUUUAGUCUGAAUAAUCCGGAUAUCACCGCCAGACCGGAGAAUCGGACGUUCAGCAUUGCGGGCAAUGAUGAUGAGCAUUUUGCAAAGAUGAAUGGGCCAAUUGUCAAGUAUUUGAGGAAAACACCAGGUACGUGGGUAAAAAAUGUCGGCCGUGAAAAAGGUCGAGAAAGAUACCCAAAUUUGGUGUCGAAAAAAAAUCACAGAGACCUAAAAGACUACUAUUUUUGAUGUCAGAGUAGCGUGAACUUUCUGAAAACCUUUUGAGACUCGAAAAAUGUCUCAAAAGGUAUCCAAACAACUCUUUUCUCUCUCUCUUCAAAACCAGUGGUCUAUUUACGUCUCUGUGAUACUGGUCCGUUCGUAAAGUCGCUGGAGUGAUUUGUGCGACAUGCACUGUGAGAAAAACAUCACUCCAGCGACUUUGCGAAGGGACCAAUAUCAUAGAGACGUUAAUGGACUUCGGUUAUUGAAGAAACAGAGAAAAGAGUCGUUUGGACACCUUUUGAGGUAUUCUCCGUGUCUCAAAAAGUUUCCAAAAAGUUCAUGCAACUAUCGCAUUAAAACUGCAUUGUCUCUUUGAUCUCUUGCCAAAUUCACAGGCCCAAAACUUUGCAAAAUUACAAGCAUUUUUCAGAAAUGCAAGAGCUCCACGACCUCGUCGAAAAACAUCAAAGAAUCCUGUCACAACGCGACUAUUUCGAAUAUAUCGUCUUUCAAGCCCAUUUGGAUUACGGUAUGUAUCAAAUAAACACCUUAAUCCUCCCCAAAAUUACACGUGACCAAAGUUACGACUACAAAUUUCAGGAGUUCCAAACCUCUUAGCCCAUGGAGAUCUCUGGAGUAAUAAUCUUUUCUUCCAUGGGAACAAAGUCGAAGCUAUUAUUGACUGGCAAAGUUUGAAUGCAGGUGAGUAUCCAACCUCGCUUUUUUGGGAAUUUAGGCGUCAAUUUUUCAUUGGACAGCACUUUGUCUAUGUCAUGGCUCUGGCUGACAAAAAGAUCAAAGAAAAAAUCAAGUAGACCCCAAAUUUGGUAUCAAAAGGUAUUGCAAAGACAUAAAGAGACUGUUGAUUUUGAAGAGAAGAGCAUUAUCCUUUUCUCUUCAAAAUCAACAGUCUUUUUAUGUCUCUGCGACACCUUUUGAUACCAAAUUUGGGUCUUAUUGAUCACUUCCUUGAUCCUUUGUCUUUGAAUCGCUCAAAAUCGCUCUUGAAACAUAGUUCAAAGCUAAAAUUUCACCAAAAUUUUCUUCAGGGAACCCCACGCAAGAUCUCGUCCGUCUUCUCCUUCUCAACUGCUCUCCCGACUUUCGGCAUAAGUACGAAUCGACCGUACUCAAACACUGCUACGACCAUCUUUCAAAACUCCAAGGGAAGCCUUUGGAAUUCUCCUUCGAGAAUUUCGAAAAGUCCGCCAAAACCUACGCCAUUUACCAGAUUUAUCUUGGUCUUUACAUUCUGACACACAAGUACAGUAAGCCCGAAAGAACGUUGCAACGGAAAGUUUUUGUGGAGCGAAUGGCCGCCGGUCUUCGAGAUAGCCUCGAUUGGAUCAAUCAGAACGCCAAUCUGAGAAAGUUCAAGUGA
Messenger RNA from Bursaphelenchus xylophilus (pine wood nematode), 4557 nucleotides. Lineage: Eukaryota; Metazoa; Nematoda; Chromadorea; Rhabditida; Aphelenchoididae. The record is from the annotation of a GenBank genome assembly.